AUGAACAAUGAAACCACAACCCUGAUAUCCUUGAAGGAGGCAAUGAAAAGAGUAGACCACAAACUCCAAGCUUUAGAAGCACACUUUAAAGAACUGGACUUCAUCAAGGAUAAUCUGAAACAGAAAUUUGAAGAUCACAGCAAGACUUUGGCAAACCAGGGAGCCCAAGAUGAGCUAUGGACAGCAGUUCUGUCACUCAAGUUCACUUCAAUGGAACUGAAUAUUUUAUACAGCUACGUCAUUGAAGUACUUGUCCACUUGCACACUCGUGUGCUUGAGAAGCUGCCAGAUCUGGUGAGAAGUCUUCCCACCUUAGCCUCCAUCCUUAGACAAAAAGUCAAGAACAAGCGCAUCAGAGUUGUAUGGGAGUCUGUUCUGGAGGAGUAUGGGUUGCAAGAAGGAGAUAUCACAGCACUGUGUAUCUUCUUUGUAGCACAUGGUAACAAGGCAGAACACUACAUUGCAAAAGUAAGGCAGAUGUAUAUAAGAGAUAUCAAUUUCAUGAUCUCUAAUAUGGUAAAGAACCAGGCUCUGCAGGAUGGUUUGCUGAAGGCUAUUCAGGUCAUUGAGAAGGGGAAAGCAGAGACGGCCCCCAAAGAGAAAAAGUCACCCCUAAAAGAGUUGAUACCACCAGUCAAAAGCUAA
Molecule: messenger RNA, 645 nt
Organism: Rangifer tarandus platyrhynchus (Svalbard reindeer)
Lineage: Eukaryota; Metazoa; Chordata; Mammalia; Artiodactyla; Cervidae
Source: the annotation of a GenBank genome assembly